GAUCCGCCCCCCAUCCCCCGGCCAUGGCCCCGCGGCUGCAGCUGGAGAAGGCGGCCUGGCGCUGGGCGGACACGGUGCGGCCCGAGGAGGUGGCGCAGGAGCACAUCGAGGCGGCCUACCGCAUCCGGCUGGAGCCCUGCGUACGGGGAGUCUGCAGAAGAAACUGUAAAGGGAACCCAAAUUGCUUGGUUGGGAUUGGCGAACAUGUCUGGUUAGGAGAGAUAGAUGAAAAUAGCUUUCACAACAUCGACGAUCCAAACUCCGAACGGAGGAAAAAGAACACAUUUGUGGGCCUGACAAACCUGGGGGCGACCUGCUACGUGAACACCUUCCUUCAGGUGUGGUUUCUCAACUUGGAGCUGCGGCAGGCUCUGUACCUCUGUCCGAGCACGUGUAGUGACUUCAUGAUGGGGGACGGCAUUAAAGAAGACAAAGAUUAUGAGCCGCAGUCCAUCUGUGAGCAUCUCCAGUACUUAUUUGCAUUGUUGCAAAACAGUAACCGACGUUAUAUUGAUCCAUCAGGAUUUGUUAAAGCUUUAGGCUUGGAUACGGGACAGCAGCAGGAUGCCCAAGAAUUUUCCAAGCUCUUUAUGUCCCUGUUGGAGGAUACUCUGUCCAAACAAAAGAAUCCAGAUGUCCGGAACAUAGUCCAGCAGCAGUUUUGUGGCGAGUAUGCAUAUGUCACCGUCUGUAACCAGUGUGGGCGAGAGUCUAAACUUGUAUCCAAAUUCUACGAACUGGAGUUAAAUAUCCAAGGACACAAGCAGUUAACAGACUGCAUCACUGAAUUUCUUAAGGAAGAAAAAUUAGAAGGAGACAAUCGAUAUUUUUGUGAAAAUUGCCAAAGCAAACAAAAUGCAACAAGGAAGAUUCGAUUACUCAGCCUUCCUUGCACACUUAACUUGCAGCUAAUGCGGUUUGUGUUUGAUAGACAAACUGGACAUAAGAAAAAGCUAAAUACUUACAUUGGCUUCUCAGAACUGCUGGAUAUGGAGCCUUAUAUGGAACAUAAAGCAGGUGGCCACGUUUAUGAACUCAGCGCGGUACUCAUCCACCGAGGGGUAAGCGCGUACUCCGGCCACUACAUCGCUCACGUGAAAGACCCCCAGACCGGCGAAUGGUACAAGUUUAACGACGAAGACAUAGAAAAGAUGGAGGGGAAGAAAUUGCAACUAGGGAUUGAGGAAGAUCUAGCAGAGCCUUCUAAAUCACAGACUCGUAAACCGAAAUGUGGGAAAGGAACUCACUGCUCACGAAAUGCGUACAUGUUGGUGUACAGACUACAGACCCAGGAAAAGCCCAGUGUGGCAGUUCAAGUACCAGCUUUCCUCCAGGAGCUGGUGGAACGUGAUAAUUGUAAGUUUGAAGAGUGGUGUAUUGAAAUGGCAGAAAUGCGCAAACAAAGUGUGGAUAAAGGCAAAGCCAAACAUGAAGAGGUGAAGGAGCUCUACCAAAGGUUACCUGCCGGAGCUGAGCCAUAUGAAUUUGUGUCUCUUGAGUGGCUGCAGAAAUGGCUGGACGAAUCUACACCAACAAAGCCCAUCGACAACCAUGCUUGCCUGUGUUCCCAUGACAAACUACACCCGGACAAAAUCUCCAUUAUGAAGAGAAUAUCGGAAUAUGCGGCCGACAUUUUCUACAGCAGAUACGGAGGGGGGCCGAGGCUUAAUGUUAAAGCACUUUGCAAGGACUGUGUGGUAGAACGAUGUCGAGUAUUGCGAUUGAAGAAUCAGUUAAAUGAAGACUAUAAAAUUGUUACAAAUUUGUUAAAAGUUACAGUAAAGAGCAAUGAAGGAUUUUGGGUAGGGAAAUCUUCCUUACGGAGUUGGCGACAACUAGCUCUGGAACAGUUAGAUGAACAAGAUGGUGAAAUAGACCAAAGUAAUGGGAAAAUGAAUGGUGAUACCCUAAAUAAAGAUGAAUCAAAAGAAGAAAGAAAAGAUGAGGAGGAAGAAUUGAAUUUCAAUGAAGACAUUCUGUGUCCACACGGUGAUUUAUGCAUAUCAGAAAAUGAAAGAAGGGUUGUUUCUAAAGAAGCCUGGAGAAAACUCAAACAGUACUUUCCAAAGGCACCUGAAUUCCCCAAUUAUAAAGAGUGCUGUUCACAAUGCAAGGAAUGGAGCUUGAUGCAAAUAUACGAAAUUGAACUUUUCACUUUUGUUCAGAUUCUGGAAAGAGAGGGGGAAGAAAAUGAAGCUUUACAUAAGAUGAUAGCAAAUGAACAGAAGGCUUCUCUCCAGAACCUGUUCCAGGACAAAAGCAGACCAUGCCUUAGUAGCUGGCCACAGGAGACCAAUGUACUCUACAUUGUGUCCCAGUUUUUUGUAGAAGAGUGGAGGAAAUUUGUCAGACGGCCUACCAGAUGUAGCCCGGUAUCAUCGAUAGGAAACAGUGCUCUCCUCUGUCCUCAUGGAGGACUUAUGUUUACUUUUGCUUCCAUGACCAAAGAGGAUUCUAAACUUAUAGCUCUAAUAUGGCCCGAUGAAUGGGAUAGGAUGCAAAAAUUAUUUGUCGUGGAUCACGUGAUCAAAAUCGUCAAAUCAGAAGCAGAUGAUAAAAGCCCCUCGAAAACACUGUACACUUCUGAGCCUAAACUCUGUCCAGAGUGCCGAGAAGGACUAUUGUGUCAGCAGCAGAGGGACCUGCGUGAGUACACUCAAGCCACCAUCUAUGUACACAAAGUUGUGGAUAAUAAAAAGGUAAUGAAGGAAGCAGCGCCGGAACUGAAUGUGAGUAGUUCGGAAACUGAAGAAGACAGAGAAGAAGCCAAACCAGAUGGGGAAAAAGACCCAGAUUUUAACCAGGCCAACGGGGGAGCAAAGCGGCAGAAGAUAUCCCAUCAGAAUUACUUAGUCUAUCAAAAACAGGUCAUUCGUCGGAGCACACGGCACAGGAAGGUGCGGGGUGAGAAAGCCCUGCUUGUUUCAGCUAAUCAGACGCUAAAAGAACUGAAAAUCCAGAUCAUGCAUGCAUUUUCGGUGGCUCCUUUUGACCAGAAUCUGUCUAUCGAUGGGAAGGUCCUGAAUGAUGACACGGCAACCCUCGGCACCCUCGGCGUCAUUCCGGAAUCGGUCAUUUUGUUAAAGGCUGACGAACCGAUCGCUGAUUAUGCCGCAAUGGACGAUGUUAUGCAAGUUUGUAUGCCUGAAGAAGGAUUUAAAGGGACUGGCCUACUUGGACAUUAAUGUUUUGAAACCUGCUAUGCGCUAAGAAGUGACCAGAAGGGAAGAAGAGUUUGACAUGCUAGGGCAUUAAAGACAAAGUGGAUCUAUGAGAAUAAAUGGUCGCUUGACUCUUCCAGAAGGCAGCAAAAUCCAAUCAAAAGUGACUGCCCCAAAAGCCUUAUGUCAAAUAAAAGCAGAUUGCACUGAAAGACAUCAAACUUCAAGGAAAAUGUUUCCAGUUUUAUAUUUAAAGAUGAAAUGUAAGGCCGAACAAGUUUAGUAGCAGUAACCGGACAUCAUGUUUACAUUCAGAACUUUCUAGACGAGGGAGGAAAUAAGAUUCUGUUGUAUUUCCUUGCUCAGAUUUCAUAUCGCAGGCAUUCGUCCCUAGAGGAUUUGUAUUUCCCAUAGGCAAAUGACAUCCUGAUCUGUCUUAAAAAGUGAUCCUUUUCCAGGCAUACACCUGCUUCCAAAUAUCUGUCUUUGAUCCACUUGGACACUUUCAAUAAAGCAUGGGAGUAAACAACUUGUAA
Tachyglossus aculeatus (Australian echidna) is the source of this 3697-nucleotide messenger RNA. It is a transcript of the gene USP48, whose product is annotated as ubiquitin specific peptidase 48. The transcript has 27 exons. Bases 24 to 3185 code for a protein of 1053 amino acids. The record is from RefSeq and is a predicted model, not a curated record. Gene Ontology annotation, molecular function: protein binding; cysteine-type deubiquitinase activity; cysteine-type endopeptidase activity. NCBI's taxonomy places the organism in Eukaryota, Metazoa, Chordata, Mammalia, Monotremata, Tachyglossidae. Gene Ontology annotation, cellular component: nucleus; cytosol. Gene Ontology annotation, biological process: protein deubiquitination.